GCGCCAUUGAGCAGCUCCGAUAGGACCCGGAAAGGAGAGGUUGUCUCCAGUUAUAUAUAUAUCUCAAUGCUUCAAACUCCCCGGUGAGCCUUGCAGCAUCCACGCAAUCAAUGCGUCAUUUUCCUCUUCGCACUCAACACGCGGAUCAUCUGAUUGGUCUAAACUCCCCUAGUGACCAAUAUGGACCAAUAACAGAUUAACUUGGGUGCAAACGAUGAGUAAAGCAUCGCGCCCGAGCAUUCGCGUUAUCACAUGAGCAAACACAUUUUACCAUGUGAUUGCAUUUUCAGUCAUGGCCGACGACUGCAGGAGGCAGGGCUUUGAGCUGGAAAGAAGGAUCUUUGAGUUGGACAACAAGUGCGCCAGUCUCCGGAUAGAAAAGCAAGAUGAUGACUAUUUACAGAAUGCCUCCGCCAUACUAGACAAGUUGAAAAGCUAUUACAGACAAGGUGGAGACAGUAACAGCCUACCAAGACUGCUCCAGGAUUACACGCAGGUGGUUCUGGACAUCACGUUUUAUGAGGAGAAUAAGCUGGUUGAUCAGGAGUUUCCAGAAGACUGCUCCCCGUAUAAAAUCCAGCAGCUCCUGCAGGACCUGACCGAGCCUGAGGUUCUGGCUGGAAGACUGGCACCUGCCCAAGAGGUGCAGUCGGUUCUGGGGCUGGAGUUGCUGGAGUGUUUGUAUUGGCGGAGGGGGGCGCUGUUGUACAUGUACUGUCACACCCUGCACCGGCGGAAGCAGUGGAUCAAAAAGAACAAAGCCACCUUCCUCAAGUGUCUCCAUGAGGGUGUGCGCUACCUGAUGAGGAUGCUGCAGGUCAGGAACUCUGUGAAGCUGAACGACGGCGUGGUCUUCCACGACUCCGCCACCGCCAACUUCCUCGCAGAAGGCAUAUUCUCGGACACCCACCUGCUGACCAUGAUGUACAUCGGGGAGAUGUGCUUCUGGGCGGUGAAGUACGAGGACUGCGGCGUGGAGAUGGCGGAGCGCAAGGAGGAGCGCCUGCAGUUCCGCGACAUCGGCACGCAGAUCCUGCACAAGUACGUGCUGGUGUGCGAAGGCCCUCUGCAGGGCCAGGGCUGGAACACGGAGAACGCCAAGGAGAUCCUCAACAUCCUGCAGUGAGCCGCUGGACGCCCCCAGAACAGAGCCUGUAAAAUAAUAAUAAAACUAAACUAAAAUGGGACGAGAAAAAAAAAUUACAAUUUCCAAAACUACCAAUCCCCCUGCCCCCCCCCCCCCCUUUUCCCUCCCCACCCUCCCCUGAAAAAAAAAAUGCUUAUCUUCCAGACUGUUGGCUGGCCAUGUGUUUUGCUCUGAGAAUGUGGUUAAACAAAAAUGAAUAACAAUAAUAAUUAAUAAUUUACAAAAUGAAGAAAAAGGUUAAAAGUUCUUAAUUCAGCCAGGAAUGAAACAUCACACAGCAGCUGCUUGUAUUUAUUAUUUUAAUUUUUUUCUUUUUUUUAAUUAAUUGCAUUUAUAUAUAUUAAAGGGAGGGAGGGUGGAGAGAGGGAGGGUGAAAGGGAGGGAGGGAGAGGAACACAAAUCUAUGUUGAAGACUUAAGUAUUCAUGACUAUUUUAAAGUAUGUACAGUUUCGUUUCUGCUGUGUAAAAGGCUUUUUCCCCAUUUAUUAAAAAAAAAAGAAAAAAAAGGUUCUGUUUUUUCAUGCUUUGACCAGAGGUAAUGCCCCAUGGUGGGAACUUUGAUAUUUUGAUAGUAUACAUCUAAACAGAAAAUCUCAGUGUUGGUAUUCUUUCAAAAUGUAUUUCAUUUUUUAUGUCUUCAUUGAAAAUAAAUAUAUGUUGGUUUAAAAAAAAAAAAAAAAA
Messenger RNA from Conger conger (European conger), 1829 nucleotides. RefSeq names its product rab7a interacting mon1-ccz1 complex subunit 1 (gene rimoc1). The transcript is spliced from 6 exons. NCBI's taxonomy places the organism in Eukaryota, Metazoa, Chordata, Actinopteri, Anguilliformes, Congridae. Gene Ontology annotation, biological process: mitophagy. The record is from RefSeq and is a predicted model, not a curated record. The coding region runs from base 293 to 1126 and encodes 277 amino acids.